Molecule: messenger RNA, 888 nt
Organism: Fonsecaea nubica
Lineage: Eukaryota; Fungi; Ascomycota; Eurotiomycetes; Chaetothyriales; Herpotrichiellaceae
Exons: 3
Coding region: 1-888 (295 amino acids)
Biological process (GO): cell division; signal transduction; positive regulation of protein phosphorylation
Cellular component (GO): nucleus; cytoplasm
Molecular function (GO): protein kinase activator activity
Source: RefSeq, a predicted model, not a curated record
AUGUACGAGUUUCUCAAUUCCUCUCCCACUCCACAGCCUCUAUCCCCUCAUUUGACCUUGAAACAAUCCUCUUCAUGCGUUACCAUCAAUUCCUACACCUCGUGUGACAAAAGUGAAGAGAAGGAGGCUUCAAACACAGCCACGGCUUCACCCAGCACGCCUUCCCGCGCCGUCCAACUCCUCCGUCUGGGCCUGUUUUCUUCCCCUUCCUCGAACAAUGUUGACCGAAGUUCUUCACCAUCUAGCAAUGCCCGCACUCGAGGCCAGUUCAAACCGCAACGUACCAACAAGGGAACCUCAAGCUAUCAGCUGAGACAAUUCGCCGAAGCGACCCUGGGAAGCGGCAGCCUGAGAAAGGCUGUCAAAUUGCCCGAGGGAGAAGAUCUGAACGAGUGGCUCGCAGUGAACGUGGUCGAUUUCUACAAUCAGAUCAACCUGCUUUAUGGAUCAAUCACAGAAUUCUGCUCACCACAAUCUUGCCCAGAGAUGAAAGCCACUGAUGAGUUCGAAUAUCUUUGGCAAGACGCCGCAACCGGCUUCCCCAAGCCCACUAAAAUGCCAGCCCCGGAAUACAUUGAACAUCUCAUGACCUGGGUGCAGUCGAAUAUCGACAACGAGAGCACUUUCCCCUCCCGAAUCGGCGUCCCCUUCCCCAAACAUUUCCCCUCGACCGUACGACAACUCUUCAAGCGUCUCUACCGCGUGUACGCACACAUCUAUUGCCACCAUUAUCAAGUCAUUGUGCACCUCGGGCUGGAGCCGCACCUGAACACGAGUUUCAAGCACUUCGUGCUAUUCGUGGACGAACACGGUCUCGAAAAGGGCGGGGGCAAGGAUUACUGGGGGCCUCUUGGGGAUUUGGUGGAGAGCAUGUUGAAGAGUGAUUGA